AUUCUAUUUGGCUGCUACUUUGAAAUACAAGCCCUAAAGAUGCCACCUUGUUUGGACUUAGAGGAUGACCUGGAUAAGUGAUAAAAAUUAAGACAUUUUGGUUUUCUUAUUGUUCACUUUGCAUAUACUUCUGGAAUAAUACACCAUGGUUUUGGAUGACCUUCCAAACUUUGAAGACAUCUAUACUUCCCUGUGUUCAUCAACAAUGGAAGACUCAGAGGUGGACUUUGACUCUGGACUAGAAGAUGAUGACACAAAAAGCGAUAGUUUUUUGGAGGAUUCCACAAUUUUUGUAGCCUUCAAAGGAAAUAUAGAUGAUAAAGACUUCAAAUGGAAACUGGAUGCAAUAUUAAAGAAUGUGCCUAACUUGUUACACAUGGAAUCCAGCAAGCUAAAGGUGCAGAAAGUGGAGCCCUGGAACAGUGUGCGUGUCACAUUCAACAUCCCCCGGGAAGCGGCGGAGGGGUUAUGGAUCCUGGCUCAGAGCAACAACCAGCAGCUUCGGGAUCUGGGGAUUCUCUCCGUUCAGAUUGAAGGGGAAGGUGCUAUCAACCUGGCUUUGGGUCAGAACCGGAGCCAAGAUGUGAGAAUGAAUGGACACAUGGCAUCUGGAAAUUCUGUUAGGAUGGAGGCAGGAUUUCCCAUGGCAAGUGGUCCAGGAUUAAUAAGGAUGACGAGUCCUGCCACUGUUAUGAUGCCCCAGGGUGGGAACAUGUCAUCUUCCAUGAUGGCACCAGGCCCCAAUCCAGAACUGCAGCCCAGGACUCCUCGCCCUGCUUCUCAUUCAGAUGCAAUGGAUCCACUUCUCUCUGGACUCCAUAUACAGCAACAGAGUCAUCCCUCAGGAUCUUUACCUCCAGCACAUCACCCAAUGCAGCCUGUUCCUGUGAAUAGGCAAAUGAAUCCAGCUAAUUUUCCCCAGCUGCAGCAACAGCAGCAGCAACAGCAGCAGCAACAGCAGCAGCAGCAGCAGCAGCAGCAACAACAACAACAACAGCAGCAGCAGCAACAGUUGCAGACAAGACCUCCACAGAAACAUCAGCAGCAACAGCCACAGGGGAUUCGUCCACAGUUUACUGCUCCAACUCAGGUGCCUGUUCCUCCAGGCUGGAACCAGUUGCCUUCUGGAGCCCUACAGCCUCUGCCAGCCCAGGGCUCUUUGGGCACAAUGACUGCAAAUCAAGGGUGGAAGAAGGCUCCCUUGUGUAGCCCAAUGCAACAACAACUUCAGGCAAGACCUUCCUUAGCACCUUCUCACCCUCACCCUCCUUAUCGCUUUGGCAGCCAGUAAGCCUCACAAGCCCAUACAAACUUUCCUCAAAUGAGCAACCCAGGCCAGUUCACAGCUCCUCAGAUGAAGAGUUUGCAGGGAGGGCCCUCCAGGGUCCCAACCCCCCUGCAACAACCCCACCUCACCAACAAGUCUCCUGCCUCCUCACCCUCCUCCUUCCAGCAGGGAUACCCUGUAUCCUCCCCAACGGUUAACCAAACUCAACAGUAAAUGGGACCAAGGCCACCUCAAAAUAACCCACUUCCCCAGGGAUUUCAGCAGCCUUUCAGCUCUCCAGGUCGGAGUCCCAUGGUUCAACAGGGAAAUGUGCCACCUAACUUCAUGGUGAUGCAGCAUCAGCCACCAAAACAGGGGCCACAGAGUUUACACCCAGGCCUAGGAGGAAUGCCUAAACGCCUCCCACCUGGCUUCUCAGCAGGACAGGCCAAUCCGAACUUUAUGCAAGGUCAGGUGCCUUCCACUACAGCAACCACCCCUGGGAAUUCAGGAGCCCUUCAACUGCAAGCAAAUCAAAAUGUCCAGCAUGCAGGUGGUCAAGGAGCUGGUCCUCCUCAAAACCCGAUGUCUCACGGGCCACCAAACAUGAUGCAACCCAGCCUCAUGGGAAUUCAUGGCAACAUAAACAACCAGCAGGCUGGUAGCUCUGGAGUUCCUCAGGUGACCCUGGGCAACAUGCAAGGCCAGCCACAGCAGGGCCCACCAUCUCAGCUGAUGGGCAUGCACCAACAGAUUGUACCCUCUCAGGGCCAAAUGGUCCAGCAACAAGGAACUUUGAACCCUCAAAACUCUAUGAUCCUUUCAAGGGCCCAGCUUAUGCCACAGAGCCAGAUGAUGGUGAAUCCUCAGAACCAAAAUCUUGGGCCUUCACCCCAAAGGAUGACCCCACCCAAGCAGAUGCUUCCCCAGCAGGGCCAACAAAUGAUGGCACCACAUAACCAGAUGAUGGGGCCUCAGGGGCAAGUUUUGCUCCAGCAGAACCCAAUGAUAGAGCAAAUAAUGACCAAUCAGAUGCAGGGGAAUAAGCAGCAAUUUAACACUCAGAACCAAUCCAAUGUCAUGCCGGGACCAGCACAGAUAAUGAGGGGACCAACUCCGAACAUGCAAGGAAACAUGGUGCAAUUUACAGGACAGAUGUCAGGACAGAUGCUGCCUCAGCAAGGGCCUGUAAACAACAGUCCAUCUCAGGUUAUGGGGAUUCAGAGGCAGGUUCUGCGGCCACCAGGGCCCAGCCUACAUAUGGCUCAGCAGCAUGGUGAUCCUGCUACUACAGCAAACAGUGAUUAUGUCAACUUGUCUCAGAUGAUGCCUGAUGUUAGCAUGCAACAAGCCAACAUGGUUGCCCCACAUGUACAGACCAUGCAGGGAAACAGUGCUUCAGGAAACCACUUCUCAGGCCAUGCGAUGUCUUUCAAUGCACCAUUCAGUGGUACACCCAAUGGAAACCAGAUGUCUUGUGGUCAAAAUCCAGGCUUCCCAGUCAAUAAGGAUGUAACAUUAACAAGCCCAUUGUUGGUCAACUUAUUGCAAAGUGACAUUUCUGCAGGCCAUUUUGGUGUAAACAAUAAACAAAAUAAUACCAAUGAAAAUAAACCGAAGAAGAAGCCACCUGGGAAAAAGAAAAACUGUCAGCAAGAUCUAAACACCCCAGAUAAUCGUACAGCUGGUCUAGAGGAGGCUGACCAACAGUCAUUACCUGGAGAACAAGGAAUCAACUUGGACAACACAGGCUCUAAACUGCCAGAAUUUUCAAACCGGCCACCAGCCCCUUCACAGACUUUAGUCCCAAAGGAGAUUGCAGCCACAGCACUGCAGGGGCCUGUUGCCAGACCAGAACUUGAGGCAAAUGCUGCCAUAGUCUCUGGACAAAGCAGUGAGCCAAAAGAGAUAGCUGAGAAGUCCAAAACCCCAAGCCGAAGAAACUCUCGAACUGAGGAGCCAACAGUGGCUUCUGAGAGUGUGGAAAAUGGACAUUGAAAAUGAUCCUCUCGGCCUGCUUCAGCCUCCAGCUCUACAAAAGAUAUAACUGGUGCAGUGCAAUCCAAGCGAAGAAAAUCCAAGUAA
Molecule: messenger RNA, 3352 nt
Organism: Peromyscus maniculatus bairdii (prairie deer mouse)
Lineage: Eukaryota; Metazoa; Chordata; Mammalia; Rodentia; Cricetidae
Source: RefSeq, a predicted model, not a curated record